AUGGAUGAUGGACUAAAUGUCAAAAAUGAACUCAUUAAAGAACUUAAAGAAGAAAAUGUAGAUUCUUUGCUUAAACUGGACUUGUGCCCAAAGCAGCGGGAGAUGUCCCACAAAGCCAGAACAUUUUAUAAGUACUGGCAGCGAAGGUUUAUUGCUUCAUUCCCAAAACAGCGCAGAGAGCUGCUUCGGAGGUGUAGACGAGGGGAGCGCCGGCGCUACAUCCGGGGGAAGCGCCGGCUGUCACGGCUGCGCGCCGUGGGAGGGCAAGGCAGGGAGCAAGGGGGCGUCGGAAAUGCCCCCUCCCGGUCCAGCCAUCCAAAGGGACGGAUCAGCAACAGAGAACCUGUAAGACUGAGCAAGCAAGUUUGGGAGGCAGACUGGAAAGAUUGCCAGCAUCUGGGAGACUUAAGUAACGGGAGCUUUUCAGAGGAUGCCCAGGGCAAAGGAUGUUGGUGGGGCAGAGCUGCAGAGGGUGCCAAGCACAUUCCUGCCAUCCGUGAGACAGAGCUAACAAAUGUCUCUCUUCCGCAGAUCUUGCGAAGACCAAAGCAGUCCAGCAGCUCAGAAGAAAUCAUUGAAGAAAGUUGCAGGUACAAGCCCUUAGAAGCAAAGCACCCAGAAGCUGGGGGAUGGAUGCUCAGGACUGCUUCAGCCCCUCCCAAUCACGGAGUGGAUUUCAGCCUUCUCCACAGAGUGCCUCUACCCAUCCGCUCUUCUGACCUGCCCACCACUCUCCUCCUCGCCUCCCAAUUGAAGAUGAUAAUAUCAUCCAACAAAAUCAUAGGCAUUAGAGUGUUUGUUGCACAGCAGUUACUGGAGAGAAAGAUGUUCUUUAUUUUGUUUUCAACUUCACAUCUCAGCAGCUUUGCAGAGAGCCUGGUAUCUAGCAAGGCGUCCUCAAAUUUUAUGAGGUUCCAUACUCUACACAGAGCAAGUCAAACAGCACAAUAAAUUGAUGAGUCUGGCGAUGAUAAAUAGAAGUGUCCCAUCUGCUGUUGUCUACCAUUUUUACUUUACAUUCCAUCGUCAACAAAAUGCUGUAACAGCA
Molecule: messenger RNA, 1048 nt
Organism: Equus quagga
Lineage: Eukaryota; Metazoa; Chordata; Mammalia; Perissodactyla; Equidae
Exons: 8
Coding region: 1-951 (316 amino acids)
Source: RefSeq, a predicted model, not a curated record